AUGCUUCGGAACUUAAUCUCCUUGCAAAAGCAGGCCCUGCAGAGCCUUAAACGGUCGCUUGAAGCGCUCGCUGAAGCUUUAGGGGGUAGCCACGGCGCCCAGAACGCUCCUAUACCUAUUCCAGUCCCCGUUAGACAGGCAGCAGGCCGUAGUUCGCCAUUCCAGAGAGCUGUACGGUUGCCCAAUGUCAGCAGCAGAGCCAUUGGUGGCGUAAGACAGUACUCCACCAAUCCCUUCAACCCAUUUUCUUCGUACAGCUAUGUAUUGAGGAUCACCAAGUUGUCACACGUAGCAAGGACGAUGCAAUUUAGCCCCUUGAAUCCAUUCAACCCGUUCAGUAGGUACAAGGCGUUCAGGCAGUUCAGGGUGCUCAAGGCGCUCUUCAGACCGCAAUAUUCGUCGUCGGCCGCCCAGUUCCACAACACCUUGCGAGCCCAGUCGAGGCUAGCUAACUCCAUAUGGAACAUAUCAGCAUUCAGACUGCACAACUUGCAUUAUAUCAAUCACCAUCACGUCAUUCAAAGUAAGGCCUUCUUCCUCUCGGGGUUGUACAAGGCAGCAUUCCCGCAAACCAGUUCCAGGCUCUUCACCACGACGUGUGCGCUGGGCGGCCCCAUCCCAGGUUUUUCCAUCCAGAUCACCUCGGAAACCAUCAAGAACAUGGCUAUAAGCUUUAGGACAUUGUUCAACUUGGAUAAUGCAUACAAGCCCGUGACUGAGAACGAAAAUCAGUACCAUCCGUCCAAAACGCCAAGAAGAAAGUCGUCCAGGAGCAUACGGAGUGACAUUCGGUUGAACCAGUCACUUUCUCCUCAUUAUACGGCCAAGACGCUUGGUAUUGGCGAAAGCACCAUAUCUGACGAGCAGUCUGACAACGUGACGCUCGAUCUGACGGACCAGCAAUCGAUUAUCAAUGGCUGCUAUGUAGAUUUCCCACUUGGCGGGGACUUAUCGAUCCCCUCGAUGACGUUCUUGACAGACGAGAUUCUUGGUGAGAUCAACGCAAACUUAACAUACAUAACCCGUCGAAUCAACGAGUUAAAGCAGGAUUUCAUGAACUUGGGAGAGUUGGGCGAGUUACCCAUAAAGUACUUGGCCCGCGAGAACGUGUUGAGGGUAUACUUCCCCAACUGUGAUCGUGAGAUGGUGGAAGUGCUAUUGCGGGAAAAGAACGUUGUAGGGGGCACCAUUCAUGAGAACGUCAAGGGCCCCAGGUCGGUGAUAACGGCAGUUGCACCAGAUAAUGAAAACACCCCUCUCACAUCACGUAACGGUGGAGGAGGUGUUGGCGUGGGUGUAACUUCCUAUGUGACGGAGAACGACCUCAUCUCGUCUCUUUACCAGUCAGGUAACACCGGAUCGUCCACACAGUCUUCAGAAGAAUCCUCCAUAAUGUACGAUGAUGGGGUCUUAUCGUCGUAUGGAUCAUCUUCCGACCACCGUCACCACCCAUUGUCUGAUGCAGAGGUUGUGAGGAUAGGUGAGUUUGGUGGGGCAAAUGUUCCCAUGGGUCCUAUAGCCAUCAGCGACUACUCCAGUGGUGAGUACCACUGGGUCGAAAGACAGUGA
Messenger RNA from Dujonia railenensis, 1569 nucleotides. Lineage: Eukaryota; Fungi; Ascomycota; Pichiomycetes; Serinales; Debaryomycetaceae. The record is from the annotation of a GenBank genome assembly.